CAGAGUUUAGGGAAUGGAAAUGUUGAAGAAAAAAAGAUAAUUGUGUAGAAGGAUUUGGGAAGAUCACUGAAAAGUCAAUUGGAUUUGUCCACAGGUUACCUGGAAAUAGCCCACACACUUGUUUUCUGCUGGGGCCUCAAACCAUGGGUGAAUGGCUGGUGCUUGACAACUUCUACCUGGAUUUUUCAUUAUUUUAGCAACUUUUUCUUUAAAUGAAAAUAUCAUGGGGCAAGUACAAGGUGCCCCAGAUAAGCAAGUGACUCUUAAAAACAUUCAGGAACUCUACCGGAAGUUUGCAAGCGAGUGUCCGAGCGGAAAUCUGCACUUACACGAAUUCAAGAGAAUCUUUGGAAUCAACAGCAACUCCACAGAAGAAGAAUCUGCAUACAUGGAAAACCUGUUUCGAUCCUUUGACACAAAUAAGGAUGGGAAAAUAGACUUCAUGGAGUAUGUGGCAGCUGUGCAUCUCGUUCUUCGAGGAAAACUAGAGGACAAGCUGAAAUGGUCUUUUAAAGUUUAUGACAGAGAUGGAAACGGCUGUCUGGACCGACAGGAAGUAAGACACAUUGUCAAAAUCAUCUACAAGAUAAAGAAGCACAACGAUCCGAGCAUCACCGUGAACAUCGACGACAUCUGUAACAGAAUAUUUGAACUGGUGGACAAGAAUAACGACAGUCAGAUUUCUUUGGAGGAAUUUAUGGAAGGGGCUGAAAAGGAACCAUGGUUGAUGGAUCAGCUCAAACUGGACAUCGGGCCCUGUGAGUGGUUCAUGGAACAGCAGAAGAUUAAUGAGAAAUAAUGAUAUAUAGAUAGUAUUAUUAUAUUAUUAUAUAUUAUCUCAUCCACAACCGGGUGGAAUCUUAGCAGCUCGUAGGGUUCUCCUCUCAGUAAACCCAGAUCACUACUGACUCCAUGGUUGGACCGGGAAAGAAAUUCAACCUUGGACUUUGCACAAAUGACACUGACGGAGCCGGUAAAAACUUGACAACUUUAUGGAUGUUUUGCAGUCCACAGUCUGACCAGGAUUUCAGCCGGUAGUCCCCAUGGCCAGUCCACCUGUGCUCUGGUCCUAUUUCUUUCUUUGUCGGAGGCCAUUUUAGCCCGAAUAGUGGUUUCUUCAGUGGAGGGAAGGUGGCUUUCACCUGAAUGCUCCGUUGCCAGUCUGGAUACCAAAACGAAGAACAGAGAAACUUACUGUGUCUCAAUUCACAAACUUCCGUCAUCUUUUGUACCUCUGAGUUUGAACGUGUGAAAAGUAUUGAUUAUAUCUCUCUUGAGGUAUAACUGUGAUAUUUUAGCAGGUCACUGUAAAGUCAAUACAGAGAUCACAACAUACACAGUUCUCUUCUUCUCUUAUCACUGUGUGCCUGGUAUAAAUCCCAGUGUGUGUUUUUUAAAUCUGAACGAUUCAUUUAUAUUGAUAGAUCAUCUGAAUGUGAAUUAUUAGGGAAAUAACUGCAGUAAUGAAGAACACAAACGCAAGAGAAGAUGAGAACAGAAGUAUGUGAGCUAGAUCAGAGAUUCAAUCAGCAUCUUGUUAUUGAUAAUCUUUCAUUUUUCUGCUGUCACUUGGCAGCUUCAUUUCCUCAGUGGAUCAGCUGUUGGUAUAUUGUAAAUAUUUUAACAUCCUCAAUGCUUUAAGUUGAAACUAAACAAAAGACCAAACCAGUGUGUGUUCAUGUUUCAUCACAUAUUUCUCACUUUUAUUCUGGGACCAAUUUAGUUGUCAAAGCACAUUCAAACAAAAAAAACAAAUAGGAGACCUCGAGGGAGCUUUCACAUUAUGGAUUUAGUCUGACUUACUAUUCUUAGCCUUUAAAGCUCUUUAACUAGCAGUAUAAUAUCCUUUGGCUUCACAGUGACACCAAUGAGAGUCACAAAUACUGUUAGGUAAAGAGCCUUAGUGAGACAGGCUAAAUCCAUACAGUAUAAUGUCCCACGGGGUCUCCAUAAGGUGAUGGUGUCUCUGCGCAUGUGCGACUCACUGAGCUUCAAUCAGAGUCAACAAGCUUAAUACAUCAAAUUAUUUUGAAAUAUUUAAAUUGACCAAUAUUUUUAUGUUUGCUUCUGACAAGAAUUAAAUGAGUAAAAUGCAGAAUGACACUAAAAAUGAAAAAUGAACCUGCUCCUGCUGCUCAAUGCACAUAAAUCUAUUGUCUGCAGCAUGAUUACCAACCAAGCCCCCGGAGGCCCAUGCCUGGUGAGGUUCACCAUGUUUCAUUGUUUGUGUUAAUUUGACAAAGUGUGGAUUUGUUUGGGAGCAGGUGCCACUGGUGGUGAUAAUUAUGUAAUCUUGAGAAUCUGUG
Molecule: messenger RNA, 2306 nt
Organism: Seriola aureovittata
Lineage: Eukaryota; Metazoa; Chordata; Actinopteri; Carangiformes; Carangidae
Product: guanylyl cyclase-activating protein 2-like
Exons: 4
Coding region: 224-799 (191 amino acids)
Biological process (GO): visual perception
Cellular component (GO): cone photoreceptor outer segment; photoreceptor inner segment
Molecular function (GO): calcium ion binding; calcium sensitive guanylate cyclase activator activity
Source: RefSeq, a predicted model, not a curated record